AUGACUUCGAGAUUUUUUGUUUUAUGCGCUGCAUGCCUAGCCAUGACAGCUUCAGCAAACAUGUCCCUGGACCCUCAAGCAAUCCAAGAGGUGUUUGGCAGGAAUGGUUACGCACCACCAGCACCACCACAAUCACCUCAACAAGCUGUUCCAGUGACUCCUGCACCACCUAAACAGGUGGUGGCAGUGACUCCUGCACCACCUGCCCCACCACCAGACGACGUCUUCAGCCCAGUUCCCGCUGAUUAUGACCAAUUUGAUUGGACGUUGACUAAGCGAGUGGCAGCAGGCUCAGACAAAAAUUUCCUCUUGUCUCCUCUGGGUCUGAAGUUGGCGCUGGCCAUCCUCACGGAAGCAGCCACAGGAGUCACCCAGAAUGAGCUCUCGUCCGUCCUGGGAUUCGACCUAGACAGAAACGUAGUCAGAUCAAAGUUCUCCACUAUCAUUGAGUCUUUACAGAAAGAGUCACCAUACUACAUUCUAAACUUAGGCAGCAGGAUCUACGUCGGUGACAAUACGCAUCCGCGACAGAGGUUCGCAGCCAUUGCGCAGGAGUUCUACAAGACUGAGCUGAAGAAUGUCAACUUCAACAACCCGGCCGUUGCCUCCAAGGAGAUUAACUCCUGGGUUUCGAAUAUCACACAGGGACACAUACCCUCGCUGGUGAACGAAGAUGACGUAGCCAACAUGGUGGUGCUGGUGCUGAACACCCUCUACUUCAAGGGUAGCUGGUAUCAUCAGUUCCCUCCCAACGCCACUCAUUUUGGAAAAUUCAACGUCUCACCGCGCCUUGUGUCGUACGUCGAUUAUAUGAACGUCAACGCCAAAUUUUUCUAUACCGAGUCUACUAAAUACGACGCUAAGAUCUUAAGGAUGCCUUAUUUGGGUAACAAAUACGCCAUGUAUAUCAUAGUGCCCAACUCACUGCUGGGUCUACCACGAGUGCUGAACGACAUCGGUGGUCUUCGCCAAGAGCUGGACAAUCUUAGGGAGUACACCGUUGACGUGACUCUGCCCAGGUUCCAGUUUGACCAAACUUCGCAGUUAGAUGGAAUUUUGAGAGAGUUGGGAAUAAGAGCAGCAUUCGAGGACACGGCUUCCUUCCCAGGCAUCGCGCGCGGUCAGGAUAUGGACCAACGACUCAAAGUAUCGAAGGUGCUGCAGCGGGCUGGUAUUGUAGUCAACGAGCUCGGCAGUGUUGCAUACUCUGCUACAGAAAUAUCGCUGGUGAACAAAUUCGGUGAGGAUAUUGAAGCUACCGCAGAGGUUGUAGCUGACAAACCAUUCCUGUUCUUCAUUCAAGACGAAGCCACCCGGCAGUUGCUCUUCACUGGUCGUGUUUCUGAACCACAUGGUCAAGAUGGAGUCCUUAAAGUAUAA
Molecule: messenger RNA, 1380 nt
Organism: Spodoptera littoralis (African cotton leafworm)
Lineage: Eukaryota; Metazoa; Arthropoda; Insecta; Lepidoptera; Noctuidae
Source: the annotation of a GenBank genome assembly